CUUCACCAAUCUCCAGAGGCCUCUUCCAUUGAAGGGGCCUGCAGAACACAUGAAUGUUCAGUGAAUGAGACAAUGCUGUUACGGAUGGAAGUGGCAAGUGUAUUAAUGGACACAAGGUUGUAUUUGAAAGUAGGAACAAACAACACUUUGUGUAAUACAAUAGCAGCAAAGGGAGAAAGCAGCACUCGAAUACAGAGACACAAAGUUAACUUCGGCAAUUUAUCGAACAGAGAACCAGCACGACGAAUCAAAAGGAAAAGGGAAAAAAAUACCCGACAUGAGGGCCAUAUUUUGUGGCAAUCUGGAGUUUGAAGCCCGCCAGUCAGAUGUUGAGCGGCUUUUCAAAAGAUAUGGGAAGGUUGAUAGGGUGGAUAUGAAAUCUGGUAUACCUACCAUUUUCUUCAUGUUGUUUUCUAGUUAUUUUUUGAAAGGAAGCAAUCUCUUAGAGAUAUAAGCCUAAUGAGUCAGGGUAAACUGUGUGUUUCCAUUUGUUUCCAGGAUGCCUAUCAUGCUUGAUGAAGGACUAGCCCAUGAUUAUGUAGAGAAGUUCUUGCCGUAUUUAUAAAUGAAUCUGUUCCUUUUUAAUAGUUUUCUCCAUAUACAUGUAUGCUGUUGACCCAUGGAAAUUGAAGUUUUCGGUAUUUGUUCCGAUAGAUGGCUUUAUGUUUAUUGAAUUGCAUCCUCGUAAAAGUCAGCUGAUAUCUUCUUUCUGCUUGUUGGAAAUGUUCUCUCUAAAUUGUCUUACCUGGAGAAAAAGCAUGUUAUUUAGUAGUUGUACUCCCAUCUCAAUAAUUUCUUUGGCGCAGGAUACUUGGAUAUUCCUAGAUCUUCCUGGAUGAAGGAUUCUCUGCGUUUCUUUUUUUGGCUUGUGGUCAAGAUACAUGCUCUUAUGUUUAUUAAAAGAAUCAAUAUGAUCUGCCAUGAUUCUACCAUCAUACAAUUUACUGAGACCAUUGCCUUUUGCUUUCCUCAUGACCUUGCUCAGUCCUCGAUAUCCGACAUGUUUCAACAUAGAUAGCAUGACCACCUCUGAUCCAGUUGCUGCUGUUGAGUUCCUUCGUACAGAUUUUUCUUUCCCCUUUCCCCCUUCCCCCUCAUUUGUGGGGGUUUUGGGUGGAUAUGCUUUUGUUUAUAUGGAGGACGAGCGAGAUGCUGAUGAUGCAAUUAGAAGACUUGAUAGGAUAGAGUUUGGUAAAAAGGGACGCAGGCUUCGUGUAGAAUGGACCAAGCAGGAUCGUGGUAGUAGGAGGCCUGAAAUUUCCAGAAAACCUGCUGCGAAUACUAGACCUUCAAAGACUUUAUUUAUAAUCAAUUUUGAUCCGGUUCAUACUCAGACAAGGGACAUAGAGAGGUAUUUUGAACCAUAUGGUAGAAUAUUAAAUGUUCGAAUCCGAAGGAAUUUCGCGUUUGUUCGGUAUGAGUCAGAGGAUGAUGCUAGCAGAGCAUUACAAGCAACAAACAUGAGCAAGUUCAUGGAUCGAGUUAUUUCUGUAGAAUUUGCAACUCGAGACGAUGAUGACAGGAGAAAACGUCACAGUCCUGACAGAAGAGGUCGUGACAUGUCACCUGACCGAAGAGGUUAUGACCGUCGGCGUUCACCUAGCCCAUAUAGAAGGGAUAGGGGUAGUCCCGACUAUGGGCAUGGAGCACGGCUAAUCUCAAGGCUUCAGACCAGGAGAAGUCCUGAGUAUGGCCGAGCAGAAAGCUCCGUCAAUGAGAGACAUCACAGUCGUUCACCACCGCGACGCGAGAGGUCUCGACCUUGAGAAGAAAACUUCCAAGCAAGAAGUAUCAAGAUGUCGUUUUGUGUCGUCUGUAGGUCACAUUGUGGUUUGGAAUUUCUAGUUUUCAAUCUUACGUAUUCAACCUGCUGACUUCUUACUGUGUUGUAGCAUUUUGUACGUUAGUUUGAUUUUGAUUUUUCAUUCGAGUAUGUUGUGUGCACUGAAUACUGAUAAUGGAAAUACUACUACACAAUACACAUUGCUGUGCAUUAGCUGAGGUGUGUUUGGUUAAAGGA
Capsicum annuum is the source of this 2020-nucleotide messenger RNA. RefSeq names its product serine/arginine-rich splicing factor RS41. Gene Ontology annotation, molecular function: RNA binding. The coding region runs from base 921 to 1766 and encodes 281 amino acids. The record is from RefSeq and is a predicted model, not a curated record. Gene Ontology annotation, cellular component: nuclear speck. NCBI's taxonomy places the organism in Eukaryota, Viridiplantae, Streptophyta, Magnoliopsida, Solanales, Solanaceae. The transcript has 7 exons. Gene Ontology annotation, biological process: mRNA splicing, via spliceosome.